Colius striatus (speckled mousebird) is the source of this 636-nucleotide messenger RNA. RefSeq names its product protein phosphatase 1 regulatory inhibitor subunit 1A (gene PPP1R1A). The record is from RefSeq and is a predicted model, not a curated record. Gene Ontology annotation, biological process: intracellular signal transduction. The transcript has 7 exons. Gene Ontology annotation, molecular function: protein phosphatase inhibitor activity. The coding region runs from base 1 to 552 and encodes 183 amino acids. Gene Ontology annotation, cellular component: cytoplasm. Lineage: Eukaryota; Metazoa; Chordata; Aves; Coliiformes; Coliidae.
AUGGAGCCCAACAGCCCCCGUAAGAUCCAGUUCACGGUCCCGCUGCUGGAGCCGCAUCUCGACCCGGAGGCGGCCGAGCAGAUCCGGAGGCGCCGGCCGACUCCUGCCAACCUGGUGCUGAGCAGCGACCAGUCGUCCCCAGAGAUCGAUGAGGACCGGCUGCCCAACCCCCUGCUGAAGUCGGGUCUCACCAUGUCCCCCAGGCAGAGGAAGAAAGUUUCCCGCACCACCCCGACCAUGAAAGAGCUGCAGAUGAUGGUGGAGCAUCACCUGUGCAAGCAGGGGCAGGGCGGGGAGGAGGAGGAGGAGGAGGAGGAGGAAGGGGAGGAGGAAGCAGCCGCUGCCAAGCAGGAGCGUGGCACCAGCCAAUGCCAACGCGCUGACGUCGAGCACAGCCACAGCCCCGGGGGUACUUGCCCGUUGGCCACACACGAAGGUGGUCCAGGGCCUGGCAAGAGGAGCCAGGGAGAUGGGCAGCAGAGCCCAGCUGAGGAGGGCACCCACAGAGCACCCAAGGACACCAGAGGCAAAGGUGCUGCCAGCAGCCAGUAGGUGCCCGCGCUGUUGGCUCCGGGGCUGUUGCAGCCGGUCGCCGCCGCCGUCGCUGUUUUUUAUUCGUCCCCUUUUCUAAGAGCC